Xenopus laevis (African clawed frog) is the source of this 7000-nucleotide messenger RNA. It is a transcript of the gene col4a1.L, whose product is annotated as collagen, type IV, alpha 1 L homeolog. Gene Ontology annotation, molecular function: extracellular matrix structural constituent conferring tensile strength; extracellular matrix structural constituent. NCBI's taxonomy places the organism in Eukaryota, Metazoa, Chordata, Amphibia, Anura, Pipidae. Gene Ontology annotation, biological process: extracellular matrix organization. Gene Ontology annotation, cellular component: basement membrane; extracellular matrix; collagen trimer. The record is from RefSeq and is a predicted model, not a curated record. The transcript is spliced from 52 exons. Bases 13 to 5022 code for a protein of 1669 amino acids.
UGGCAGGGGACCAUGAGCUGGAGGCUACUGAUUGCGCUGCUCAUAUUGAUAGGGCUUGUCGGCACCGGUGAUUCUGCGGCCUGCAAUGGAUGUGGAACUAGCAAAUGUGACUGCAGUGGAGUAAAAGGACAAAAAGGGGAAAGAGGUCUGCCUGGUUUAACUGGAUUAAUGGGCUUUCCGGGACUCCAAGGACCAGAAGGGCCACCUGGACCAAUGGGUCAGAAGGGUGACACAGGAGAACCAGGUCUUCCCGGCACAAAAGGAACCAGAGGUCCACCUGGUUCUCAUGGAUUUCCAGGAAACCCAGGUCUUCCUGGUAUACCUGGGCAGGAUGGUCCACCAGGUCCAUCUGGGAUUCCAGGGUGUAAUGGCACAAAGGGUGAAAGAGGACCUGUCGGACCAUCUGGGCUUCCUGGAAUAAUUGGGUAUCCUGGAUCACCUGGGCAACCAGGACCAAAAGGAGAACCUGGAGAUAUCACUGGAAUAGAUGUAUCUAUGGUAAAAGGAGAAAAAGGUUUUCCUGGAAUUAAUGGAUUACCGGGUACACCUGGAUUGCCAGGGACGCCAGGAGUUAUGGGACCAAUUGGGCCAGCAGGACCUUCAGGACCUCCAGGUACACCGGGUGCUCCAGGACCAAAGGGUGAAAUGGGCAUAAGUUUUUAUGGACCAAAGGGGGAAAAGGGUGAACAGGGACCUGUAGGUGCUCCUUGCAAAUCCACAACUGAACCUCAAGACAAAGAUAAGGAUGAUCAGAUAUAUUAUGGAGAAAAGGGAGAAAAGGGUAUGCCUGGUGAAGAGGGAGAACGUGGACAACCAGGACAAAGCUUUAAGGGGGAAAAAGGAGAGCCUGGGCCAUCAGGGCCCCGAGGAAAACCUGGAAAAGAUGGUGACCAGGGUGAUAAGGGAUUUCCAGGAGUUCCAGGUAUUCCAGGAUUUUCAGGACCUCCAGGACUGGGUGGAACAAAAGGAGAAAAAGGUGAAACUGGACCACAAGGGCCUCCAGGAACUGUAAUUGGGGAUGGUGAUACCACAGUAUGUGAAAAAGGAGACCGUGGACUGCCUGGUUUUAGUGGAAACAAAGGAGAAAAAGGUCUUAAAGGUACUCAUGGAGUGCCAGGCUUACCAGGAUCCCCAGGGCUUCCGGUUCCUGGAGCUACUGGGCCACCUGGUUUUCCUGGUGAGAGAGGUGAAAAGGGUGAACAUGGAUUGCCAGGGCUAGCUCUUCAAGGGCCAAAAGGCAGAGAUGGCUUUACUGGUCCUCCUGGAUUGCCUGGUCCACCAGGUGUUAUAGAUACAAGUCUAGAAUGUGUAAGUGGGCUGCAGGGAGACUCUGGAUUACCUGGAAAUCCUGGACAAAAUGGAUUCCAAGGGGAGAGAGGGCAGAAAGGUGAUAAAGGUGACGCAUGCCCUUCAUGCGAUUUAGUUCCACCAGGACUUCCUGGUCCACCAGGUCCUCAAGGACCUCCUGGAGAUCAAGGUGUGCCUGGUGUACCAGGAAUCAAAGGCGAUAGAGGUCAACCAGGCUAUGAUGGGUUACCAGGAGCUCCGGGACCUCAAGGUGGGCCAGGUUUAAUGGGAAGCCCUGGUGCAAAAGGAGAACCAGGGGAGGUAUAUUUUGAGCCAAGGCUAAAAGGGGAUAAAGGAGAUGGAGGAUUACCUGGGCAGCCUGGAACACCUGGAAGAGAUGGAAGGCCAGGCAGUGAUGGGCAACAAGGACAACCGGGUCCAAAAGGUGUAUCGGGAACAAUAGGUUCAAAAGGUGAACAAGGACCUCCUGGUGACAGAGGAUCUCCUGGAAACCCUGGAGAACGUGGAUUUCCAGGACCAGCUGGCAUAGGGCCUUCUGGACCAUCUGGUGACAAAGGAGAAGCUGGUGUUCCUGGAUUUGUAGGCAUACCUGGUGCACCUGGUGCUAAAGGUGAACCUGGAAAAGCUAUUAUCAAAACAGGGCCACCAGGGCCAAUGGGAGGUGCAGGGGUUCCUGGCUUUCCAGGGGAUCAAGGUGAAAAAGGAUCUCCUGGACUUCCUGGAAGACCAGGACCCCAGGGGGAGAAAGGCGAACAUGGUUUACAUGGUAUAGGAUAUCCUGGGCCUCCUGGUGAAAAAGGUUUUCAAGGAAUGCCAGGCACACCUGGUCAAGCUGGGUUUCCUGGUCCACAGGGACUUGAUGGAUUACCAGGGUUAAGAGGGGAAUUUGGACAAAAGGGCGAACCAGGUUUGGGUCUUCCAGGCCCAAAAGGAGUACAAGGACCACCUGGACCUUUUGGAAUUCCUGGAGAGAAAGGACAUUAUGGUGCACCAGGUGUGCCAGGGGAACAGGGAUUUUCAGGUGUUCCAGGCCAUCCAGGGAGCAAAGGUGAGCCUGGUAUUGUGGGUGUUCCAGGAAUUCAAGGACCUCCAGGUGUACCUGGAAUGGGACCUAAAGGGCAACCAGGACUUAUGGGACCACAAGGUCCUCCAGGAUUUCAAGGACCUGCUGGAGUUAAAGGAGAACGUGGCUAUGCUGGUUUCCCAGGAUUAGACAUGCCAGGACCAAAGGGAGACAAAGGAAAUGUAGGAUUUCCUGGACAAACAGGUGUAACAGGAAUUCCAGGCCUGCCAGGUGCACCAGGGAAAGAGGGCCUUCCAGGUUAUCAAGGACCAAAGGGAGAAAUGGGUGUCAUGGGAACGCCAGGAAGCAUUGGACCACAAGGAACCCCAGGCAGUCCGGGACCAUUAGGUGAAAAAGGUGACCCUGGUCCUGUUGGGUCUCCUGGCACAGCUGGAUAUCCUGGGACAAAAGGAGAUAAGGGUGAAGCAGGAUUGCCUGGUGUACCUGGUAAAAUGUCAGAAACUGACAAGGAAAAUAUGAAGGGUAGCAAAGGCGAUCAAGGAGAAAGAGGUAAGAUUGGCAUCUCUGGUGAAAAGGGAUCUAUUGGCGCAUCUGGCAGCGCAGGAAUGCCUGGAAAAGAUGGACUGAGAGGAGUACCAGGAGAGCCAGGAUCUAAAGGAGAAAAGGGUACACAAGGCAUGCAAGGAACCCCAGGACUUCCAGGACACAAGGGAUCUAUGGGAGAGAUGGGUUUGCCAGGGCCUUUAGGAGAAAAGGGUCACCAUGGAAUUCCGGGAUCAACAGGAAGCCCUGGUUUGGAAGGAAUAAAGGGAGAAAAAGGAACAAAGGGUGAAGUGGGUCUUCCAGGUAUCGGAAUUCCAGGGGUGCCUGGUGUUAAGGGUGAUGCUGGAAGAGAUGGUCCUCAUGGGUUACCAGGGGAAAAGGGUGAAAAAGGGUACGUUGGUAUUCCAGGAAUGCCAGGAUUCCCAGGUACCAAAGGAGCCACAGGCCAAGUAGGCAUCCCAGGUAGACCAGGUCUUCCAGGAGAAAAAGGUGCCAUAGGGACCCCUGGAUUGGUGGGCACUCCAGGCCUAAAAGGACAAUCAGGUGAUGCAGGUGUUCAAGGUCCUCCUGGCCAUUCAGGAGAGAAAGGUGAACCUGGUUAUGAUGGAAUUCCAGGCUCACCUGGUGAGAAGGGAGAGUCAGGCAUACCUGGUAGGGGAAUUCCAGGAUUUCCGGGGGAACAGGGAGAAAAAGGUUUCAAAGGUGACAUUGGCUUCCCCGGUGCACCUGGAAUUCCUGGUGUCCCAGGUAUCAAAGGUGAUCAUGGAUUACCUGGUACCCAAGGCCCUCAAGGGACACCUGGGUUCCCUGGACCUCCAGGAAUACCACUAGAAGGCCCCAAAGGUGACAGAGGACAGCCGGGUCAAGCAGGAUUUCCAGGUUCUCCAGGCCCUGUAGGACUUCCAGGCCUUCCUGGACAGGAUGGUAUAAAAGGCGAAAGAGGAGAAAGAGGAUGGCCUGGAGCACCUGGAUUUCAAGGUUUUAAAGGGGAUCUUGGAAUUGAAGGACCAUCAGGAGAUGCAGGUCCUCCAGGUGUAACUGGUCAAAAAGGAGAUACUGGACCUCCAGGAAUUCCAGGUUUUCCAGGUUUAAAAGGUUCUAUAGGUAUAUUUGGAGAAAAAGGUGAUCAUGGUGACAGAGGAGUACCUGGACCUAAAGGUGAUUUGGGUCCUCCUGGACCUGCUGGUACACACACAGUCAUUAAAGGAGAAGACGGAGGUCCUGGACCACAAGGUCCUUCUGGUCCUAGAGGAAUUCAGGGAUUGCCUGGUCUAAAAGGGGAAAAAGGUGUAUCUGGUGUUACUGGAUUGCCUGGACCAAGUGGUACGCCAGGGAUACAUGGUACCCCAGGUCAAAAAGGAGAGAGUGGUCCAAGUGGCCCAUCAGGUCCAAGAGGAUACCCUGGCCCCCCAGGCAGUGAUGGCAUGCCAGGACCUACAGGCUUGCCUGGGUCACCUUCUAUGGCUCAUGGUUUUCUUGUUACAAGGCACAGUCAGACAACUGAUACACCACAAUGUCCUUUUGGAACAACUGCUGUUUAUAGUGGAUAUUCACUGCUCUAUGUCCAAGGCAAUGAAAGAGCACAUGGUCAGGACUUGGGGGCUUCCGGGAGUUGUCUUCGUAAAUUUAGCACAAUGCCCUUCCUUUUCUGCAAUAUUAAUAAUGUCUGCAAUUUUGCUUCAAGGAAUGACUAUUCCUAUUGGCUUUCCACACCAGAGCCAAUGCCAAUGAGCAUGGCUCCCAUCACAGGGGAAGGUAUUAAACCUUUCAUCAGCAGGUGCACUGUGUGUGAGGUUCCUGCCAUGGUGAUGGCUGUUCAUAGUCAAACGAUUCAGAUACCUCAGUGCCCGGAUGGAUGGAUUUCACUAUGGAUUGGGUAUUCUUUUGUAAUGCAAACCAGUGCUGGUGCUGAAGGCUCUGGGCAAGCUCUGGCAUCCCCAGGAUCCUGUCUAGAAGAGUUCAGGAGUGUACCAUUUAUUGAGUGCCAUGGGCGUGGAACCUGUAACUACUAUGCCAAUACCUACAGCUUUUGGCUUGCAACAAUAGAGAAGAAUGAGAUGUUCAAAAAACCAACUCCUUCAACACUAAAGGCUGGAGAUCUACGCACACAUGUCAGCCGCUGCCAAGUUUGCAUGAGAAGGACAUAAUAUUGUUUCCCACUUCCCCACAAAGAUAUGGUGCUAUUGUUUAACAUGAAAAAGUCUACAAGUACUAUAUACCUGUACCUCACUGUUGUACAAUACAAAAGCAAGUAAAGUGCAUUUUAAGAACUCUCUUAAUUGACUCUGUUCCACUGAUCUUUGUCUGCCUCAAGAAAGAAAACAUCAAGACAAGCUCUGUUUCUGACGUACAAAACAGCACUUUUAAAACAUUAUAUUAUAUACAGUAUAUAAUGUAAAGCACUGAUGAAAAAAACAGCAUUAGCUGAGUUCUUAUGUAAUAAGGUGCUAGGAGAUUUGCAGUACCUUUAUGCUGUGUGACUCCUCUUUAUUGUAUUAUAACAUCAGGUUAUUUUUUCAUGAAAUAUAAAUAUUUGUUGAAUUCAUUGUAUAAUUGCUUUAGCCAGGCUUUCCCUGUCUGUACAAAGUAAGACUUUGAUGUGUGAUUUUAUAGUUGGAAAUGGGACCCACAGAAAUGUUUUCUACACUUUGGCAUAUUAGAAUUUCAUAUUUAAAUUAAAAACAAAACUAACCUUUAAAAAAAGCAAUCACUUUUGUAAAUAGUACACACAGUUCCACAAAAAUAGUCAUCUUCCUUAAGAAGAUGCAAACUGAAAUAUAUUUCUAUUUGUUCAGUACUAAUAACAAUAUUAAAAUAUUAAUCCAUAAAGGAGCGACAUAUGCUACAAUAUGGUAAACACACAUUCUUGUAAUCUAUAACCUAUAAUAGUGCUUCAAAUUCCUAUUAUAUGGGGGAUGUACAAUAAAAAUGACAACUCUUAUCAUUUAUUGACAUAGUUAUCAUAUGCUGAGCAUGUCUUUGCCAUCCGAAUGUGUCCGGAGUGCACAAUGCUCUCUUAUGAAUCUCCGGAGGAAUCUUCCUCUAAAUCUGAAGUGAUUAUGAUAUCAUAAGUGUGCAAAUUCACACCACAGCUGCAUUGUACAUUCAGGUCAGAGGUGGGGAUAUCUGUAUAUUCCCCCCUGGAGGCUUUUUCACCAUUUGUCAUAUAAAUUAGGAUAUUUAUGUUCUAUCAUUUUAGAAAAUCAAUUAAGCCCAUUACAUUCCAUGCAAAGCAUUUCUGUGUACUGUAUUCUGUUUGCUGGCAACUGUUAGAUAUUCUAAAAGAUAACUUAUGGCUUGAUCAAAUGUACUCUGAAUAAGAUAUAUAAGAGAAACAAUAAUAAAUACUACUGAUUCUGGUCUGAGGGAGAAUUAAUUUAAGGUAAUUGUUAUUGUAGCCCAAUGUCAUUUUUGCAGCUAGACUUGAUAUGAUCCAACAAACGCCAAGGAAUAUUAGAUUGACUAUACCUGCCCAAAUGUCAUGAAAUGAUUUUUUUUUUAGCCACAACCAACCACACUGGAGCUUCAAGAACAGAGAUAAGCACAUUUAUCAUUUCAAAUGUCACAAAAAAGAUAUCUAUGGAGCCCUUGUUUGAGGCCUACUUUUAGGCUGUUUUCCACUGGAUGGCACAGAUAGGAAACACCCCCUAUGUGCAAAAAGCAUUAUGCUAAAAUUUCCUAUACAAUUGGUAAGUAUUAGCACAAUAUUUAUUACAUGCACGUUGCAGGGUUUUACAUUUUAUGCACAAAAGACAUUAAAGAAAGGACAUCAUUCUUGAGUCAUAUUCCUUUUCAGAAGUACACAACCCAUCCAAAAUCAGCUGAGUGAGCAUGAUGGGAGCUGUAAGUUAAACAUAAAAUUCUGUACCUGAUAUCUGUAAUAGCUAAGUGCACAAUUCAUAUGGAGCAUUACUAUCAAGAAUUUAUUCUUAGAAGUCACAUAAAGACACUUUAUAACAAACAAAAAAAGUUUUGUGGUGUGUUUCGCAUCAAAGAAAGUAAAUCAGAUGUGUAUACAAUAAUAAGGCAAUAUAAAUAAUGUUCAGUAUGUGUCAAAUCACCAGGGCUUACAUGUAAAAUAUAUUCUGCUUUUAAUAAAAUAAAUCUUUAUUAUUUGGGCUGAUA